CUUUGCGCCAAUCCUACGAGAACUCCCGGAACUCCGCUUCCCUAGUCCAACCCACGCCAGAGUUGCCCACACCUAAGAUGGCGGCGGGGGCGGAGUCGGCGCGGCCGCCUCUGGGCGGGACCGCGGCACUAGACGUGGCCGCUGGGCGGUGUCAUCGCCCUCGCCCCGCCCGGUCCAGCCAGCUCGGCCCAGGGGCUUCGGGCUGUCGGGCCGGCGCGCACUUCUCUGCCAGGUGGCGAGUACACCUGCUCCACGUAGGCGUCAUGAGGUCUCCGGUUCGAGACCUGGCCCGGAACGAUGGCGAGGAGAGCACGGACCGCACGCCUCUUCUGCCGGGCGCCCCACGGGCCGAAGCUGCUCCAGUGUGCUGCUCUGCUCGUUACAACUUAGCAAUUUUGGCGUUUUUUGGUUUCUUCAUUGUGUAUGCAUUACGUGUGAAUCUGAGUGUUGCGUUAGUGGAUAUGGUAGAUUCAAAUACAACUUUAGAAGAUAAUAGAACUUCCAAGGCGUGUCCAGAGCAUUCUGCUCCCAUAAAAGUUCAUCAUAAUCAAACGGGUAAGAAGUACCAAUGGGAUGCAGAAACUCAAGGAUGGAUUCUCGGUUCCUUUUUUUAUGGCUACAUCAUCACACAGAUUCCUGGAGGAUAUAUUGCCAGCAAAAUAGGAGGAAAACUGCUGCUAGGAUUUGGGAUCCUUGGCACUGCUGUCCUCACGCUGUUCACUCCCAUUGCUGCAGAUUUAGGAGUUGGACCACUCAUUGUACUCAGAGCACUAGAAGGACUAGGAGAGGGUGUUACAUUUCCAGCCAUGCAUGCCAUGUGGUCUUCUUGGGCUCCCCCUCUUGAAAGAAGCAAGCUUCUUAGCAUUUCAUAUGCAGGAGCACAGCUUGGGACAGUAAUUUCUCUUCCUCUUUCCGGAAUAAUUUGCUACUAUAUGAAUUGGACUUAUGUCUUCUACUUUUUUGGUACUAUUGGAAUAUUUUGGUUUCUUUUGUGGAUCUGGUUAGUUAGUGACACACCACAAAAACACAAGAGAAUUUCUCAUUAUGAAAAGGAAUACAUUCUUUCAUCAUUAAGAAAUCAGCUUUCUUCACAGAAGUCAGUGCCGUGGGUACCCAUUUUAAAAUCCCUGCCACUUUGGGCUAUUGUAGUCGCACACUUUUCUUACAACUGGACUUUUUAUACUUUAUUGACGUUAUUGCCUACUUAUAUGAAGGAGAUCCUAAGGUUCAAUGUUCAAGAGAAUGGGUUUUUGUCUUCAUUGCCUUAUUUAGGCUCUUGGUUAUGUAUGAUCCUGUCUGGUCAAGCUGCUGACAAUUUAAGGGCAAAAUGGAAUUUUUCAACUUUAUGUGUUCGCAGAAUUUUUAGCCUUAUAGGAAUGAUUGGACCUGCAGUAUUCCUGGUAGCUGCUGGCUUCAUUGGUUGUGAUUAUUCUUUGGCCGUUGCUUUCCUAACUAUAUCAACAACACUGGGAGGCUUUUGCUCUUCUGGAUUUAGCAUCAACCAUCUGGAUAUUGCUCCUUCGUAUGCUGGUAUCCUCCUGGGCAUCACAAAUACAUUUGCCACUAUUCCAGGAAUGGUUGGGCCCGUCAUUGCUAAAAGUCUGACCCCUGAUAACACUGUUGGAGAAUGGCAAACCGUGUUCUAUAUUGCUGCUGCUAUUAACGUUUUUGGCGCCAUUUUCUUUACACUAUUCGCCAAAGGUGAAGUACAAAACUGGGCUCUCAAUGAUCACCAUGGACACAGACACUGAAGGAACCAAUAAAUAAUACUGCCUCUAUUAAUGUAUUUUUAUUUAUCAUGUAACCUCAAAGUGCCUUCCGUAUUCUGUAAGCAUUCUAUGUCUUUUUUUAAUUGUACUUGUAUUAGAUUGUUAAGGCCUGUAAUCAUGAAAUAUCACUAGUUGCCAGAUUAAUAAAAUGAACCAUGUUUAAUUAUGAAUAAUAUAUAUGCUAGGACUUCUACUUUAGGUUCACAUACCUGCCUACAAGUCGGGCAACAUGAAGUAGGAGAGUUCUGUUGAUUUUUUAGGGCCAUACUAAAGGGAAUGAGCUGAAAAGACCUCCUAAUACCUUUGCUUAAUUAAACUAGAUGAUAAUUCUCAGGUACUGAUAAACACCUGCUGUUGUUCACUUUCCUCAUAAAAAUUGUCAGCUCUCACUGACACUUAGAUAUCAAACUUUGGCAUCUCUGUGGAGCUGCCAUCCACUGUAUAAUUUGGCCUGGCAACUGGACUGAGGGGAGUGUGCCCAGGCAGCUGCCAAGCACUCCCUCCCUGGCUUCAGGGUCAGAAUGCCCAGCGUUUAUCAGAGGCUGCAUCCAAGCCCAGAGCCAGUGUCGACUCUUCGGCUGGUGCCUUUCCUCUGAGGGGCUAUUAAUGUGUAGAUAAAGCCCUGAGUAGGCAAGAACAGUGAGAUCCACUGCUGUGGUCUUGAUACAUCCUCAAACUUUCCCUUCCCAGCACAGAGGAAUAUCAGCUGGCAUGCAACCUGCAAAAGAAAAGUGCGAAGCAGCCGGGCAUGGUGGCUCACGCCUGUAAUCCCAGCACUUUGGGGGGCUGAGGCGAGCGAAUCAUGAGAUCAAGAGUUCAAGACCAGCCUGGCCAGCAUGGUGAAACCCCAUCUCUACUAAAAAUACAAAAAAUUAGCUGGGUGUGGUGGUGGGCGCCUGUAAUCCCAGAUACUCAGGAGGCUGAGGCAGGAGAAUCUCUUGAACCCAGGAGAUGGAGGUUGCAGUGAACCAAGAUUGUGCCACUGCACUCCAGCCUGGGCAAUGGAGCAAGACUCUGUCUCAAAAAAAAAAAAAAAAAGAAAAAAGAAAGAAAAGUGCAAUGCCUAGUCAAUCACAAAUAAGAUCAUCCUGGUUUAAAUCUACUCUCACGUGGAUCACAGUAUAAAUUUCUAUGUGCUGUGUUUUGUUUGUGUCUUGUAGAGAUGGGAUCUCGUUUUGUUGCCCAGGCUGGUUUUGAACUCCUGGCUUCAAGCGAUCCUCCUGUCUCGGCCUCACAAAGUGUUGAGACUACAGGCAUGAGCCACUGUGCCCAGCCUGUUCUGUGUUUUUAAGCUACACGAGAAUUUUUUUAAAAAUUAAUUCUCACUGUUUGUUCAGUCUGUCUUCAUCUAAGUUUGUGGUUGCAGUUUAAAGUUAAAGUGACUUUUAAAGGCCACAUCACCUGAGACUAGGGUGAUCAUCUUUACUUCUGGUUCCUGAAAUCAUAUUUUUCCAGUGGACCAUCCUCCAGUGGUUAUGGUUGUUGAGCAUGCUUUCAGAACACCUAUGUGGCUUAAAACUUAGUUUAUGUUUUGUGUUCAACACUACCUGUAAUAUUUUAAAACUGUUUAAUGUGAUGUGAAUACAUUUAUGUAAAUUUAUUUUUAAAUUUGUAAAUAGCUUUAAAUUGCUAUGGCAAUGUUUCUUUCAUAAAUCAUCAAAAUAAACCUUUGUGAAUUGA
This is a messenger RNA of Nomascus leucogenys (northern white-cheeked gibbon), 3449 nucleotides long. RefSeq names its product solute carrier family 17 member 5 (gene SLC17A5). The record is from RefSeq and is a predicted model, not a curated record. Gene Ontology annotation, molecular function: transmembrane transporter activity. NCBI's taxonomy places the organism in Eukaryota, Metazoa, Chordata, Mammalia, Primates, Hylobatidae. Gene Ontology annotation, biological process: transmembrane transport; monoatomic anion transport.